This is a messenger RNA of Acanthisitta chloris (rifleman), 324 nucleotides long. Its product is annotated as myelin and lymphocyte protein-like. The transcript has 3 exons. Gene Ontology annotation, cellular component: membrane. The record is from RefSeq and is a predicted model, not a curated record. The annotation marks the transcript as partial. Lineage: Eukaryota; Metazoa; Chordata; Aves; Passeriformes; Acanthisittidae. Gene Ontology annotation, biological process: myelination. Gene Ontology annotation, molecular function: structural constituent of myelin sheath.
AUCUCUGGGGGCCUCCUCUGGAUCCUGAUGGCAUCCUUGAAGGUCCUGGAACCCAUGUUGCAAGGCUGGGUGAUGUUUGUUUCUGUAUUCUGCUUCAUCAUGUCCACCACCCUCCUGUGCAUCUACAUUUGUAGGGUGCACAGGGGCAGCAGUUCCUGGGUUACCUUGGUAAAUGUCAUCUGCCAGGAGACAGCAGCUCUGUUCUACCUCAGUGCCGUUAUGUUGGAAGCCUACUCGACUUAGAUCACUGGCUUGUUGCCCCUAAUGCACAUCUACAGGGAGAACAUUGCUGCUGUGUUUCCACACCAUAAUGAGCGAGUCUAG